Messenger RNA from Sycon ciliatum, 1642 nucleotides. RefSeq names its product zinc finger protein 700-like. The coding region runs from base 82 to 1086 and encodes 334 amino acids. Gene Ontology annotation, biological process: regulation of transcription by RNA polymerase II. The transcript has a single exon. The record is from RefSeq and is a predicted model, not a curated record. Gene Ontology annotation, molecular function: RNA polymerase II cis-regulatory region sequence-specific DNA binding; DNA-binding transcription factor activity, RNA polymerase II-specific. NCBI's taxonomy places the organism in Eukaryota, Metazoa, Porifera, Calcarea, Leucosolenida, Sycettidae.
AAACCACUGCGUGAAGUAGCUACAGGUAAUAUUGGCUCCGUAUACCAUUUCCUUUCCAGAGUUGUUGCAGUUCAGUGAGAAAUGGAAGACUUGGAGGAGUCGAUGUCUGACUGCAGUGUGGAUUCGAAUAAACUACCACCGAUGCCGCCAUUGAUGAAGUCGAAGAGGAAUAUGCGCGACCAUACUUCUAGAGAGCAUGGUCCAUCAUCCGUUCUACCAUGUCCUGCGUCCAACCUUUUAGAGAAAAACAUGGAGAAAGCGUCGUGUAUGAGAUCUGCUUCACUGGGAAAGAGAGAGGACACAAGUAACAUACCCCCUGAGUAUACCAGCAGCCUAAUUCCUGUUUCUACUCCGCCAUUGAUAAGAUGGACGAGGAACACAAUUCACUCAGGCAGCACUUCUAACCGUCGGUCAGCUUUCGAACAGACAUUUCGAACUGCCUACGAAAGCGAACGGGAUGAAACAAUUUCUAGUACACCUUCUGAUAUGGACGACGUGGUGAACUGGACUUCAGCGGUCAGCGGGUAUGAGAAACGUGCAUCGCCUGUGAGAUCAUAUCCUCAGUUUGCAAUGGACGCCUUAACUCCAGCCACAGCGUCAAAUACUGGAGUGUCCGCUGGAAGAACACCUGAAAUAUGGGAGAAACCUGAUGCGUGUGACAUGCCAGUCGGACACAGGCGUCCUAUCCGACCAUAUUCUGACUCCUCUAUGGCUCAGAAUCAGGUUUCACAAAAGCGUUCUAAGAAUAAGACCUCGCAAAGGUGUCAGUAUUGCCAAAAAGAGUUCAAAACAGUAUCUCACCUCCGCGUGCAUGAACGUGUUCACACUGGAGAUCGACCAUUCAAGUGUGAUGUAUGCGGGAAGUCUUUCACUCAGUCAUGCAGUCUCUGCGCUCACAAACGUACUCAUACUGGAGAUCGACCAUUCAAGUGUGAUAUUUGCGGGAAGUUCUUCACUCAGUCAGGCAAUCUACGUGUGCAUAAACGUAUUCACACUGGAGAGAGACCGCACAAGUGUAAGACACGUGGCAUAUCGUUCACGCAUUCGUCUAGUUUACGCAGACUUGAAAGUAUUCAUUCUGCAUAAAGACCUUUUACGUGCAAGACAUGUGUAAGGUCAUCGAAACAGUCAUUCUAACUACAUGACCAUGAACGUACUAUUCAUACAGAAGAACGUCCAUGUAGGUGCAGAGAGUGCGCAAAGUUCUUCAGAACAUCAUCAUGUUAUCCUAGAUACCAGUGUAUUUAUAACCUACAAUGAAUAGCCUAAAAGUCGUUAGAUAGUGUUUUGUAUGGGUGAAAAUGCUUUUCUCCUCUUCGCGCUUAUGAAUUGUAAGAACAAGAGAGAAAGAGUGUGUGCGUGUCGGUUUGAAAGAUAGUAUUAUAUUAGCAGCAUUUAAAAAAAAGAAAUCAGUCUUUGAUGCUUUUCACAGUCCGAUCCUAGCCACACACGCGAUAAACUAUGAUAGUACAGAAUCGCAAUCUGAUGUGGAUUAUGUAGUUCUGUGCUUCUGUUCUACUCCAUGGUCUCGUUCUCACGUAUUAUGUCAGAAGUUAAUAAUCUUACUCAAGCGUAACCUUCGUUCUCAGAAAGUUUAAUUUAUUCAGAUCGUAGAUUUGUGCGAAGCGUUUGACUUUUAAGA